UUUCCCUUUCUUUGCUUGCUGCUUUAGCAGGCAGUGACAGAUGGAUAAGUUGUCUUUGAUGUACUGCAUUACAAACAUAACCUAGCGGACUACCCACGUUCUAAAGAAAAGGAAGCGAACAGACCAAAUUAAGUUUGAGAGCAUCGAAUGGAUCGCAGAACUAUUUCGAAAAACUAUAGUUUAUACCGCGUAGUUAACGCACGCUGCUGGUGUUUUGUUCGAUCAGCAGUUGUUCAUUGGCUAAAGUUGACUUGAGUGGCUCGAUUGUUGUUAGGCGUGUCCAUGGAAUUGUUCUGUAUGGAUUAUACAGUAGAUGUCACUGAUUGUCACGGCCCUAACUCUAACGAAAGUGAUAUAACUGCAAAUCGUCCGGCCGAAAAUGACUGGUGAAGUGCGUCUACUAUGCAGCCUUAAAAUGCCAAAUAUUAUAACGUAGCACUGGACGGGCAUGCUAAAAAUGUUAGCGAUUUCCAUGUAAACAAUAUCAAAGUAAUAUACACCUGUAAUAUCUUGAUACGCCAUAUAUAAGCUGUAUACAAGCCGUGUUAGAUCGGACAAUUCAAGUGCCCCUGCCAGAGUCGUAUUGACGGAUGUUUAUUUGCCACCGGACUAAGACUUAAUGGCAAUGGCGGCAUCGGAUACACCCGCAAACGUCACCGGUGGAAAAGGUCAACUGAACACGACGUACAUUAGCGGCAGAGUGGAUGAGGUAAACUUGGCGUUUGGAGGCUCGCACCUAAUGCUUUUCCAGCAAGAUGUCCCGUUAGGACUUGAGGUACACAAUAUGCUGUCCUCAUCGUCUCUGACACCAGUCGGGAUGAUCGCGAAAACUGCGGAGCUCUUUGGUAGAUCCGCCCUUCCUACAUCAAUAGGACCGAAAGAUCCAUCACAGUUCCUCAUUCCUCUGUUCCACCACUCACAACUGGAUAUUGUCGAGACAAUUAUAACUCAACCACGGCCAGGCAGUUUUACUAGGAGUUUCCAGAUUAACGGGGAAGAUAUGAGUGCGCUUUUUUUACUCAACCUUACAACUAUUUAUAUGGGGUCACCACGAAGUCGUAUUCUUGCAAACGUAAAAGACCGUUCAGGUGACUGUAUCGCUGUGUUUCGCGGCCCAGAAGGGAGUCAGGGAUGUGUGUGCUGCUGUACACGCUGUUCCCAAAAUCGCCUAGUAAAUACGAACCUUCACGCUACUCAACGAAGGAGUACUAUGUUCCAUAACCCUCAACAGUCUCUCACAGUAGAGUCUCCACCCGGACACGUCAUUGGACAUAUUGCGCUACAUCACGAUUUCUACGGAGUUUACAAUGAGGGCAUGCUACAAUUGCUCUAUAGUAUACCGUUUAAAGCCAAUAAUGGAUCGGGCUCUCAUACCGUAACAUCCGUUGGUGCCGGAAGACAGACAGGUACGAGUUCAGACAGUAGAAACAAUCGCGAACAGGGUUGCAUCUCUCGAUGUGACGGCCCUCAUAGCGCCCUCAAGAUCAAUAUUCGACUACCGCAUGGCACGCAUUCAUCAGAUCAUAAGCUAUUACUUGUCGCGACAGCAAUUUGCAUGUUUGGGGUACAAACAGAACGAAUCCCUCGACCUCUGGAAUGGCUUGGAUGCAUUCGCGUACGUAACGUACUUGAAGAAGGCUUUUGCUAGUAACCACUUUCUGCCAAUCAGAGUCUUGCUAGUAUGGCAGUACGUUCCUAUGGUAGAAACCUAUAUCAACAGCUAAAAUCUUACAAAGAUUAGUUUAAAUUUAAGGUGAAAGCUUGAUCUAGUUAUGCGUUUAAAUUUUAAGCAAAUACAAGCGACGAUAAACAUCUCACGUGAAAGUAUCGUCAGAGUAUUAAUGAAUCUGGUGAAAGGAAACGCCAUGGAGAAAGUUGUUUACAAUAAUGCUUACUUUUAGUAAGUUUUAUGUUUGAUUGGAAGGAAGUACAUGUUACUAUACGCUUUUGUCCAUUAGCCAAAAAUUCGAAUUUAAGCUAUUGGCUGAUCAGACCAGCAUUUGUCUGAUUUGGAGAAUAAACUAUUAGCAGAUAGGGCUAACUGAA
Messenger RNA from Varroa destructor (honeybee mite), 2046 nucleotides. RefSeq lists its product as uncharacterized. The record is from RefSeq and is a predicted model, not a curated record. Lineage: Eukaryota; Metazoa; Arthropoda; Arachnida; Mesostigmata; Varroidae.